GCAAAUAUAAAAUUAAAAUGUUGGUAAAAAGUGUGGGAUAGAUAGAAUCUAUUCCAAAGUCAAGGGUAUAGCCAAACAACAGCCCUGCCCCUGAUUAAUAGAAUCUGUUUACAUAUUCAUCGCAGCCACCUCUCCAUUUUCUCUCCACUCACUGUCCACGGCUCUAUACGCCUUCUCUCACUUGCCAAAACCCAUCUACAAAGUGAUUCUAAACUUUUUUUUGCUCGAUUAGAGACACCAUGUGUGGAAUACUCGCGGUAUUUGGUUGUGUGGAUUGUUCUCAGGCUAAGAGGUCCAGGAUCAUUGAACUUUCUAGACGGUUACGCCAUAGAGGUCCUGACUGGAGUGGGUUGCAUAGUGAGCAAGACUGUUAUCUUGCUCAUCAACGAUUAGCCAUAGUAGAUCCAACUUCUGGAGAUCAGCCACUUUAUAAUGAAGACAAAACAAUUAUCGUCACGGUUAACGGGGAGAUAUACAACCAUAAAGCAUUAAGGGAGAAACUGAAGUCUCAUAAGUUCAAUACUGGAAGUGAUUGUGAAGUGAUUGCCCAUCUUUAUGAAGAAUAUGGAGAAGACUUUGUCCAUAUGCUUGAUGGAAUGUUCUCUUUUGUGCUUCUGGACACUCGUGAUAAAAGUUAUAUAGCAGCUAGGGAUGCUAUUGGGAUCACCCCACUUUACAUGGGUUGGGGACUUGAUGGUUCUGUGUGGUUUGCAUCAGAAAUGAAAGCCUUGAGUGAUGACUGUGAACAGUUUAUGUCAUUCCUUCCUGGGCAUAUAUAUUCCAGCAAAACCGGUGGGCUAAGAAGGUGGUAUAACCCCCAAUGGUAUUCAGAACGCGUUCCUUCAACUCCAUAUGAUGCCCUAGUUCUACGUCAUGCCUUUGAGAAGGCCGUGAUUAAAAGGCUUAUGACGGAUGUCCCAUUUGGUGUACUUCUUUCUGGAGGUCUUGAUUCGUCUCUUGUUGCUGCUGUUGCUUCACGCCAUCUGGUUGAUUCAGAUGCUUAUUGUCAGUGGGGGUCACAGUUGCAUACUUUUUGUGUUGGAUUGAAGGGUUCUCCUGAUUUGGUUGCUGCAAGAGAGGUAGCUGAUUAUCUUGGCACUCUCCACCAUGAGUUUUACUUUACUGUUCAGGAAGGAAUCGAUGCACUUGAAGAGGUCAUUUACCAUAUUGAAACCUAUGAUGUGACCACUAUCAGAGCCAGCACACCCAUGUUUCUCAUGUCGCGCAAAAUCAAGUCUUUGGGAGUAAAAAUGGUUCUUUCUGGGGAAGGUUCAGAUGAAAUUUUUGGCGGAUAUUUGUAUUUCCACAAGGCACCCAACAAGGAGGAGUUCCACCAGGAAACAUGCCGAAAGAUCAAAGCUCUUCAUUUGUUUGAUUGCUUGAGGGCAAAUAAGUCUACUUCAGCAUGGGGUCUUGAGGCUCGUGUACCUUUUCUAGAUAAGGAGUUCAUUGAUGUUGCAAUGAGCAUUGACCCAAAGUGGAAGAUGAUUCAACCUGAUGCUGGAAGGAUUGAGAAAUGGAUCUUGCGUAAUGCAUUUGAUGAUGUCGAGAAACCGUAUCUGCCAAAGCACAUACUGUACAGGCAGAAGGAACAGUUCAGUGAUGGAGUUGGAUACAGUUGGAUUGAUGGCUUAAAAGAUCAUGCAAACAAGCAGGUUACUGAUUCCAUGCUAACAAAUGCAACCUUUGUUUAUCCUGAAAACACCCCCACAACAAAAGAAGCCUACUACUAUCGGACAAUCUUUGAAAAGUUCUUCCCGAAGAAUGCAGCAAGAUUAACCGUUCCUGGUGGUCCAAGUGUGGCAUGCAGCACUGCUAAAGCAGUGGAGUGGGAUGCAUCUUGGUCUAAGAAUCUUGAUCCAUCUGGCAGAGCUGCUCUUGGGGUUCAUGCUGCGGCUUAUGGAAAUGCAGGCGAGACCAAGAGUGAUGGCCCGAUGAGUGGUGCUUAAUGACUAUGAGAGAUUGCUGGAUGAGUUGUUGCAUUGUAGGUUGUUUUCCUACAAAAUCUAUUGGGUUGGGGAAGCAGCCAUUUUAUUGCAUAUUAAUCAUGGUUCCAUGCCGUGAAACACCUUUGUUGGGGCUCUGUUCGUAUAUUUGCUUAUGCUUGGCAGAAAGUUUUUUAUGGUUAUGGUUAUAGUUAUCUUGAUCCUCCUCCUUCUAUGAUAAUGUUCAUCAUCUCAUAGUUUAUAUGAAAUUUGAUUCACAUACACUUUUUGCA
Messenger RNA from Cynara cardunculus var. scolymus (artichoke), 2218 nucleotides. Its product is annotated as asparagine synthetase [glutamine-hydrolyzing] 2. The record is from RefSeq and is a predicted model, not a curated record. Lineage: Eukaryota; Viridiplantae; Streptophyta; Magnoliopsida; Asterales; Asteraceae. The transcript is spliced from 15 exons. Bases 240 to 1949 code for a protein of 569 amino acids. Gene Ontology annotation, molecular function: asparagine synthase (glutamine-hydrolyzing) activity. Gene Ontology annotation, cellular component: cytosol.